Molecule: messenger RNA, 264 nt
Organism: Geodia barretti
Lineage: Eukaryota; Metazoa; Porifera; Demospongiae; Tetractinellida; Geodiidae
Source: the annotation of a GenBank genome assembly
UUGAACGAUCAGGAUUUUAUCGACCGUAUUCAAGAGAAGAUCGAGCGACUCACGGGGCGCGACAUCGAGUUGCGCAUCGACGAGGACGAUGGCGGGCAGCUGGGAGUGGACUUCGACCGUGAAGUGCCCGUCGUAGUCAUGGGGAACAACAUCUUCCAGUAUUCCGGGUUCGCGCGGCUAUGUACCGAGUAUGCAGUCGCCUCGAUCCGGGAGCGGAGGGAGAUUCCGGAGAUCGAGUUCCAGAUGCUGUUGGCCAGGAACUGA